UUCAGUACACCAGGCGGAGGGCCUUAAUGUACCCAGAGACAAAUAUAUUGCAGCUGGCCACGUCACUGCCUCCGUCUCUCUGGAGAAUCAAGCUCGUGUCAUAGAAAGGCACAGAGCGGCAUUGCUACAAACGGCCACAAUAGGCGGUGGGAGUGGACAAACCAGAGCCGAGCCAGCAGCUUGGCGGUGCGUCUUCACGGGGAAUCUCUCUUGGUUGGUGCUGAUACCAUCCGUUGUUCGCCAAACGGGAGCCGCUUACUUGGAGGAAGGAUGUAUUGAUCCGUUCGCCCGUAGAGUGAGCGCUUCCCCCAGCGGAUCCCUCCAUGCGUCACCCCCGGGAAUGGAUCAGGAAUCCGCUGCGGCGUCUGGGGCCAGUUUUAUCUCCCUGACCGAACAUGAGCAGAGGUAUUACUCAGGUCUCCACGCUCUGUGCCAGGCUGACGCUCCGGGAAAGCUGUCGUCCAGCACAGUGGCGGAGCUGUUCAAGGCGUCUCAGCUGCCUCCAGAAUCCCUGCAUAAAGUGACUGAGGUGUGUGGCGCGAAGCACCUGGGUUACUUCGGUACAGCCCAGUUCUACAUCGCCCUGAAGCUGCUGGCGGCCGCCCAGUCCGGUCUGCCCAUCCGCCUGGAGAGCGUAGCCGGCAAUCUACCUCUGCCCAGAUUCGCUGGGCUUAAGAAUGACCCGGAGAUGCGAUACGCCGCGGCUCCUCCCACCUCCGACCCCCAGGGGGCGCCGCUUGGUUCUGUGGCCUGGAACGCUGCGGACAGGAGCUCCUUCAGACCCCUGGAGGCCAACGCAGAUAAGAAGCCUGAGCCGUGGUCUCCACCUCGAUCGCCGUGCGGCUCGCCGCCUCACUCUCCUCUGACAUAUCGCAGCUACCCGUACUCAAAGCAGAGGAACGGCGUGGACGCGCAGAUCCCCUAUGACGGCAAAUUCUCCUCGCGGUCUAUCGUUCAGCUGGAGCAACACUCCUCGCCCGGCCACUAUGUGAACAAACCCGCUGCAGAACAUACAGCCGUGGCUCAGUUUUACACAUUUGCUCAGGCUUCUUCUGCAGAAAGGCUCAACCAGCCGGCCACGCUGAGCUACUCCGACGACGACCCCUGGAGGAUCACAGCGGAACAGCUGGACUAUUACACCAACCAGUUUAAAACGCUCCAGCCCGACCUUGGGGCUCUAAUCUUGGGAGCCGUAGCGAAGAACUUCUUCACUAAAUCCAAGCUGCCUAUCCCGGAGCUCUCCCACAUUUGGGAGCUGAGCGAUGUGGACCGGGACGGAGCGCUGACCUUCGCCGAGUUCUGCAUAGCCUUUCAUCUGAUUGUGGCCCGGAAGAACGGCUACCCGCUCCCGGAGAGCCUUCCCCCGACCCUGCAGCCGGCGCCGGCUCAGCACCAAGAGGAGCGGAUCCCAGACACUCCCGAGAGUUCGGAGCCUCUGAUUGUCUUCGAGGAUGCGCAACCGAGAACCUGUAAGGCGGCAAAGGAUCCAAACAGCGUAGCAAGGCUUGACCCAACCCUGGCCUCAAGGAAACAAGAUCCGCAAGAGCAAUCCCUUAAUCAGGACGGGAGCGUGACGCGUUUGGGGUCGUCUCGAGAGAAGCCCACUCUACAGCUGGGAGCGUUUCCUGAGAAGCCGGAGCCGCAUCAGGAUUUAGACCCGCAGAUGAGAACAAAAACAAGACAAAGGUCGUACUCCAGCACUUCCAUCGACGACGCCAUAAAGAAGGCGGAGGAGCCGCCCACGCCUCCGCCCCGCCCUCAGAAGACCCACUCCAGGGCUUCCUCACUGGACCUCAACAAGCUCUUCCAGCAGGGCGCUCCAGGGGUGAAAAGCGGAUGGCUGCUGCCUCCUCCAGCUCUGCCUCCCAGACCGUCGGCUUCGCAGGUUCCUCAUUUCCUCAAGGUGUCAGAGCAAGCUUCCCAGAGUAAAGUUCAGCAGCCGAACUUUGCUGACUUCAGUCACUUUAGAGAAGAGGGGGGAGGGUUACAGGAGGAGAGCGGCGUGAAGCUGGAAGAGCCGGGUCCGGCCUCCAGGUUUGGACUGAGUUCUGAAGACCUGGGAAGCACUUCCCAACAGGACGUCUCCGGCACGCCUCACGGUCAGGUGCCACAAAAGCCGAUUCGGAGGAAGUACCACCCGGAGAGCCAGAGCCUGGAGACCGGAGCUCCGCCUCCUGCCAUGCCAUUCCUACCUCCUGCCAAAACCAGCCAAAAGCUGCUGUCCCGACAGAAGAGAGAAAUCCAGAUGGCGAUCCGUAAGAACCGGGAGACCAACGCUGUGCUGCGGCGUCUCAACAGCGAGCUCCAGCAGCAGCUGAAGGUGGUUCACCGGGAGAGAGUCACCUUGGAGGCCCAGCUGGAGCUCCUGCGGCCCCUGGCCUCGACAUGACGGACAGGGGACAUGUGGGGGAGGCCCCCCCGAGGUCCGGCUGGGGUCGCCGACCCGGCGUUUGCGUCGAAACGCAUCGGCUCGGAUUCGGUUAGCGAGAGCAACGUUUUGAAGCUGAAGUUUGUGUUUUUCUUAUAAACGCGAUGUACGUCUCAAAGGGCUCAGACGUUUUAGAAGCAAAAAUCAAAUUGUUGACUUGACAAAACGGGGAAUCCUUGUUUUAACAGGAACCCCUGAAACCAAUCACUAUUAGAUUUAACCAUGUGAAGGAAAAAAAAAAAGUUUUUUUGUUUGUUUUUUUAAUCAUUGUAUGUCAGCACAUGUAAAAUAUGACUAACUUAUUCUUUCCUUCCUACUGUCCUGUUAGUUUCUACAUGUGAACGUUUGCAGCACAUGUAGUAGUUUGCACACACUCCCGUGAGUCUGAAUGUGCACUUCCUGUGGCGAUCACGACAACUUGUGUUUUUAAAUUUACAGGGCGUCGCAUUAGUCCCGGCAUGCACAAUAUAAAGCAGAUAAAGGUGCUACAGAUUCCAUUUUCCGUCUUAAAAAUAUAAAUACAGCGGGAAAAGAUGUAUGCAAAAAAAUAAAAAUAAAAAAAAAUCUUGGGUAUGUGAGACUAAAAUGCAGAACGACACACUGAAGAAUGUUAACUGAUUUUCAUCAGAGCUGCACAAUUCACUUGAAAAGUUGCUGUUUUUGAUUUAAAUCAUUGUCUUUUUUUUUAUCUAUUCUUGUAAUUUUUUGAUCUUUGACGCCAGUUUUACUGCUUUACAUGCGCUAGACCCGUACAAGCCCAAAUCUAAAGCUUGCUUUCUCCCAUUAGACUCACAGGACGAUCGAGGAGUUGAUGAGCUCCAUGUUGCUGCAUGUGUGCUAAAAUGUUGUGCACUGGACUGUGAAAAUAACCUGAAGUCAUGCACCGACAAGAUGCAAAUCAGAACGGUCAAUAAAGAUAUCUAUUUUUAA
This is a messenger RNA of Gambusia affinis (western mosquitofish), 3358 nucleotides long. RefSeq names its product RALBP1 associated Eps domain containing 2 (gene reps2). The transcript is spliced from 21 exons. Gene Ontology annotation, molecular function: calcium ion binding; protein binding. NCBI's taxonomy places the organism in Eukaryota, Metazoa, Chordata, Actinopteri, Cyprinodontiformes, Poeciliidae. The record is from RefSeq and is a predicted model, not a curated record. Gene Ontology annotation, biological process: endocytosis; endosomal transport. Bases 341 to 2389 code for a protein of 682 amino acids. Gene Ontology annotation, cellular component: cytoplasm; plasma membrane.